Molecule: messenger RNA, 2012 nt
Organism: Pocillopora meandrina
Lineage: Eukaryota; Metazoa; Cnidaria; Anthozoa; Scleractinia; Pocilloporidae
Source: the annotation of a GenBank genome assembly
GCAAAUUUACCAGCUCUUGUCACCGAGUAAUCCAGUCCGCCACAGCAAGCUUUAUAAUCGGCGCAGCAUUUAUUUUUGAUGAAAACAGCAGUCAUCCAGGCGAUCAUACGAUGUUGUGCGCGAUCUUCUCAGAUUCGUCUCUGAUCCUUGACCAAGACUCAGCCUUUUAAGUUCAUAUGAAGCGCUGUAAGCGAUAGGAAAGCAUGAAUUCAUCAUCGCUUUCGUUGGACGAACUGCGUGUUUCCUUUCCCAGACAAGGAUCGAAUGUGCAAAAGCGAAACGUUGAUGGGGAAGAUAGCUAUAAUGGCGUUGACAACGCGAAAAUGAACCGUCUAGCAGUCGACAGAGAACUAAGAAAAAGGGACACUUUACUUUCGGGAGAUUAUUUCUUCACGGACGGAAACAGAGAAGAUGGAGAUGUGCGUAGACUACCAAUUAUUAACCCAGCAUCCAGGAAGCAGAAAGGCAAUUCGCAGCAAGCACGAAAGAAGGUUGAAAGAGGAGAUUUUAGUAGCCCGGGUAUGGAAGACUUAUCGACUUGGGGUAGACCAGCCACGGUAAAUACAAGAAGAAGAGAAGUCAAACUUGAAGGAAGCACAAACGUAAGGAAUAAAUCUAGAUCUCCAAGGCCACGUAACUGUGAGGAAAAGGCAAAAAAUUAUGAUAUGGAAGAUAUUGGCUCUUUAGAAAAUUCCCUUGGGCGUUUUGGCGAUACACGCUUUCGCCAGUCCCUCGACCAUUGCACCGAAUUACACGGGCAAAACAGAAAGCUGAAAUUAUUUCAUCCACCAUCUAGUCCAAAACCGGACCUUGAUUUCGAGGGGAAAGUCACCGAAUUUAAAGAAAUGGAGUUCUCGAUAAUCAAAGGCCAGAAUACAAAUUUAGCAGGAAGACGUAAGCACCGUGCUUUGCUAGAAUCUCCACGAGCCCAUGAAACGGAAAUAUUUCACGCCGAGUCACUUGAUGCAAGAAAGACGCCGAAUACUUCGAUGACAAAUUUAGGAAAGCCUGCUAUAAUGGGCCUAAAAGCAAACACUGAGGAAGGCCAAAGCCACUAUGAUGAAAGCACUAAACGAUCUGAUCUGCGAUCCCCGAGACCCCGAAAUUGCCAAGAUUUUGGCCGAAGGUUCGAAAGUGAUUCCAUCGCCGAAUCAUGUGUUGUUGAUAAGAAAGGUUCAAAAGGUCCUCCAAAUUCCCACAAAUUACCUCCCAAGCUUAAUUUAAAUGGGACAGCAAAUUCUUUACAGUUGGAACAAAAGGGAUUUUUGGCAUCGUCACCAAAAGAUAUUUCUCCUAGGCUAUCUCCAAAGGAAUCUGAAAGUAACGACCAGCCUUUAUUUGGCCUUUCGUCAAAAAGCCGUCAAGUGCAAGAACUCCCUUUAGAUCUUCCAGAAAAAGUCACCAGGUUCAUAGAGAUGGAGUUCUCUAUCAUGAAAGGAGAGACUGCGAGACUGAGUCACAAACAGAAGUACAUCGUUUCCACCGAUGCGGAGUGUCCUCGGGAAAAAGCUAUGAUUUUUCCCAAUCGUUUGAACUCGCGAAAAUCGGAACAAACUCUCUCGCUUUUACAAAGACGUGGUCGAAUGAAAAAGAGCUCGUCCUUAAACCUGAAAUAGUUUCACCUGUUUGAUAGAUAGAUUCCUUUUUGCACUGUGUUCACAAUGACGUCAAACGUGGGUGUAGUUGGCGUUCUUUAUUCCUGCAUACGGGAGACUUUUUGACUAAAGACAGACAUAACCGAGAGCAUUUUUGAUAUGAACGCAGAAAUGAACUUUUUAACGAAAGAGGGAAUAGCAUGAUUUUCAAGAGAACCGAGGGGGAAAUCAGUCCUAAUUGACAGGCACUAAGGGAGGGGGGACAUGAAAAAAGGCGGAAAAUACUCGAAGCAGUGGGAUCAAUUUAUUACCUUUUUAAUGAUCUUGUAUUUUUUUUAGCUUUGUUUGUUGUUCAGACACGAUCAGACACUGACCCUUGAGCAAUAUCCUCCAAUAAUGUUGGCCGGGAUUUCCUCC